AUGCAGGAAUUUGCCCUGCACUUCUUCCGGAAGCCCCAGGCCUUGCUGGACCCUACAGGUGGAAUUGACGAGGGGACGGCUGUAGCCAGCCUGGUGCAGUUCACCAAGGGACCCAUCCCAGAAUCACUCAUCUGUAUCAGUGACGAGAACACUAACAAGCAGGCUGUGGAAAGUUUCCAGGCUCUGAUGCAGUUCAUGGGGGACCAGCCUAAGCCCCGGGGCAAGGACAAGCUGGAGUUGCUUUACAAGCUGCUAAAGCUCUGCCAGGAGGAGAACCUCAGGGACGAGAUUUACUGCCAGGUCAUCAAGCAGGUCACAGGACACCCCCAGCCGGAAAACAGUGCCCAAGGUUGGAGCUUCCUCAGCCUCCUCACGGGCUUCUUCCCACCCUCUACCACCCUGAUGCCUUAUGUGACCAAGUUCCUGCAGGAUGCAGGCCCGAGCCAAGAACUGGCCCGGAGCAGCCAAGAGCACCUCCAGCGCACAGUCAAAUACGGGGGGCGCCAACGGUUGCCCCAGCCUGGGGAAAUGCAGGCCUUCUUGAAAGGCCAAGUGGUCCGCAUGCUUCUGGUUCACCUGCCGGGGGACGUGGACUACAGGACCAACAUCCAGAUGUUCACUGUGACUGCAGAUGUGCUGACGGAGUUGUGUGAACACAUGGGUGUCACGGACCCUCAGGAAGUGCAGGAGUUUGCUCUCUUCCUCAUCAAAGGAGACGGUGACCUGGUUCGACCCCUGCGGCCCCGCGAGUACCUCAACAACGUGAUGGUGAACCAGGACUUGAGCCUGCAUAGCUGGCGGCUGGGCUGGAAGACCCCACUGCAUUUCGACCAUCCCACCUACAUUGGCAUCCACUACUGCCAGGUGCUGCGGGACUACCUCCAGGGGAAGCUGCUAGUGGGCACUCAGCCAGACGCCAGGAUCGCCCACCUGGCGGCCCUACAGCACCUCAGCAGGACUGCCAAGGAGCCCCCCUCAGAGCAAGACCUGCUGCUUUAUGUGCCGAAGCAGCUGCAGGCCCAGGUGCACAUGCCCACUGUGAAGGGCCAGAUGGAGCAGGAGCUGAGGCAGCUGCAUCUGCACAGCCCCCUGGACGCACAGAUCAGCUUCCUUGAGGCCGUGACCCGGCUGCCCCUCUAUGGCUACACUGUGUACACCGUGCUGCGUGUGAGUGAGCUCACCCUGCCCAGGCCUUGCCUCCUGGGGCUCAACUGCCAGGACCUGAUCCUCAUGGACCCCAACUCCCAGAUUCCCUGCUGCUCCAUCGCCCUCAAUGACAUACAGCGGCUCCACUUGCUAAGCCCCCAGGAGGAGGAGGGGGCCCCGGGCCUGGAGCUCAACUAUGGCUCGGCCGACAGCCCCCGCACCAUCUGGUUUGAGCUGCCACAGGCCCAGGAACUGCAGCACACCAUCGCCUUUCUGCUGGACAGCAACAGCGGCACCCACUAA
Molecule: messenger RNA, 1449 nt
Organism: Chrysochloris asiatica (Cape golden mole)
Lineage: Eukaryota; Metazoa; Chordata; Mammalia; Afrosoricida; Chrysochloridae
Product: unconventional myosin-XV-like
Exons: 15
Coding region: 1-1449 (482 amino acids)
Cellular component (GO): cytoskeleton
Source: RefSeq, a predicted model, not a curated record